AUGCAGUUGCCUCAAGGGGUGGUGGAGCACAUGGGCAAGGGAAGCGCAGACGAGGAGGCUUCCCCACACUGUUCCAAGAUAAAUAUGUCGGUGGCCACGACUCCGGCUGGUCGCGGUCUCUUGGCGCCGAAAUGGACAGUACGCCUGGCAGCCCUGGUGGUUGCUACCGGGGCGGUGGCCUUGACGACCUGGAGCCUGUGGCCUGAUAGCCAAGAGGAUGAGUUGCUGGCGAAAGUCUUGAAAGAGCUGCGCAGAAAGCUCUUUUACAUUGCACGUGAUGUGGCGCACAUUGCCAAGGACGUGCGGUCACAGUUGCAAGCACAAGGCGUGCGGGUGGACGACGAGCAGCUAAGACGCUUGGCGGCAGCUGUAGGUCGAAUCGCAGAGAGGUUCAAGGCUGUGCAGGCCGAAGUGCUCACAUCCUUCGGCUGCAGCGAAGAGACCAUCGCCUGCGUCACGGACGAGAGCGCCGAGGAGGUGAAGCAGCACGCAGAUGCACGGCAGAUGGGUGGAAGGAGCAGAACUGGAGCAUAUCCAGCUCCUGUGAACGACUUGAUCCAGGAAGAUGUCCGGAAGAUGAUGAAGGAAGCACUUGGAGGUGUGCAGCCUAUGCUUCCGGGAAUUGAAAUUCCUCCAGAGUUGUCGGAGGACCGUGUGCUGGAGGUAUAUAGCGAGAUGCAAACGCUGAAGAUUGAGAAAGCCAAGAAACUCUCAAUCCAAACCCGCGGUCGCCAGUUCAGCAAGGAGGAGCUUGCUUCUGCUAUAGCCCUGCUUUCGCAAGCAUCGGAACAGGAGGUGCUGGCAAAAUACCGUGACUCUUUAGGAGAGCCCGAGGUGUUCUUGUCUGCCGUGGCACUCUAUGGACAGUCCAAAGAUUUUCAGCUGAAGCUGUUGAAGCUUGAUGCAACGCAUCGAAAACAGAUGGUAGAAGCCUUUAAAGAGGCAAAGUAA
Molecule: messenger RNA, 951 nt
Organism: Cladocopium goreaui
Lineage: Eukaryota; Dinophyceae; Suessiales; Symbiodiniaceae
Source: the annotation of a GenBank genome assembly